This is a messenger RNA of Tuber melanosporum (Perigord truffle), 857 nucleotides long. RefSeq lists its product as uncharacterized. The transcript has 3 exons. The coding region runs from base 230 to 517 and encodes 95 amino acids. The record is from RefSeq and is a predicted model, not a curated record. Lineage: Eukaryota; Fungi; Ascomycota; Pezizomycetes; Pezizales; Tuberaceae. Gene Ontology annotation, molecular function: endopeptidase inhibitor activity. Gene Ontology annotation, biological process: vacuole fusion, non-autophagic.
CUCCAUUUUAUGGGGAAGCGCCAACGUACGUAUCAUACUGAAUACUCGAGUACGGUACCGGUAGUACAAAAGACCACAUUUCACCCCACUUCCCCUUGUAUUCCUCCCCUCUCUACCCACCACUUAAAUUCACCGGUAUUCACCUUGCUCCCUUUGAGAAACAAAGAGAUCGAGAAACUGCAGCUACGCACCCCUACCUUACCUUCACGACCCUACGAAACCUUACGAAAUGCAGCUCAAGUAUCUUGUAGCUCUGCUCCUACCUGCUCUCGCAGCGGCUGAAAAGUGCCUCAACUAUGUUAUUACGUUCCAGCCCAAUACUCCGGAUAGUGUGAUCGAACAGGCCAUCGCUACUGUGAAGGAUAACGGAGGGCGAGUCACUCAUGUGUACAAAAUUAUCAAAGGGUUUUGUGUCUGUGCCCCUCAUGAAGCUCUCAAUCAGGUCUCAAUCAUGGCGAGUGAAUGGGAGCCCGUUAUCGAGGAGGAUACUGUUAUUACCACAGUUGGGAUAAGCUGAAUUAGUGUGGUGUUGUUUCGCCGAGCGAGGGCUUUGUGUGUUUGGGUUUGGCGGCAGGUGGUCCAGUUGAAGCAGUUUGUUGAAAUGAUUGGGCUUAAUAUGGGAUCACGAAAUACGAGUGUUACCAUAGGACACUUCUGAACCAGUAUUGGGGGGUGAACCUUUUUCCUUCUUUAUCUUUUUCCUUUCCUUUCCUUUCAUUCUUUUCUUUUGUACGAAUUACCGGUACUAUAUUUGGGGGGGGGGGGGUUGUCGUGAUUUGUUUUGACAUCGUGUUUAUAAUGGAUGGUGUACGUUUGAGUGGUGGCGAUGAGUGUAUGCGAUGUCGUGAUGUUCGGUA